AUGGCUCACUUGGGCGAGAGGCACCAAAGAAGCCUUUGCUCUCCAUUCUUGUUCCCUUGGCCUCCCCAUCUGUCCCUUUCUCCAUCCCGGAAUCCCAGUCCCUUGCUACCCGGGGUAGGAGCCCGGCCCACGCAGUACCUGCCAGAAGGAGGCCCCACCCGCUCCUUGGCCAUUGGCUGGAGUCCCCAACUUCGACACUCUACUGGUCCUAGGGCGGGGAGUGAGAGUGGAGAAGCCUUAAAGCCUCCCUCCUCCCCCGGCGGUCUCACUUCUGCCUCCCCUGGCCAGAGGUACGGCCCCGGGAGAAGGCGGGGGCGCCGGGAGCAACCCUCUGCCAUUUGGUUCGACCGUCUCCGGCUACUCGGCUCAGCCUCACUUCGCGGUCAAGUUGGGCAGAGAGGGGCAGGGGCUCCCGGCCCCAUGGAGGCUACCCUCAAGUGCCUGUGGGUUUGCGCCCUCCUAGGUCCCGGGCCCAGCCCUUAUAAGGCAAAACCUGCCCUCUCCCAGAUUCUUUCAGGUGCCAAUCAGCAAAGUCAUAAAGUGCCAGAUGCAAAGUUCGGUCUGGGGGCAAGGCUCGACUGUUUACAGCCCCAUGACCUUAGCAAGAAAGGGGAAGGUUUCCGAACAGGGAAGUGCUAUGAGCAGAGAUCAGCGAGAGGCUCAACCAGACGGUGUUUUCCAUUAGUUAUUUGCAGAAAGAAGGCUCCCUCCAGACAACCAGCAGCACAAGGACUGCUUGGGUGGGACUGGCACCAAGAGCUACUAUUUCAAGACAGUGAAGCCCGAUUACGCACUUGGCCUCUUGAGGUAGCCAGCUUCCUGCCAGAUGAAUGUGCCAUCAGACAGUCCAUAGAGACGGAGCGGAAAAAGUGCUUGGAAUAUGAACAAAUGGAAAAUGAGCUCGAAGGCUGCAAGUACAUGUGGGAUAAUAUCACGUGCUGGCCACCGUCCGCCUGGGGCCAGGUGGUCAUCCUGCCCUGCCCCAUGAUCUUCGCAUACAUGUUUCCAAACCAUGGUGGUAAUGUGUCCAGAAACUGCACCAGCGAAGGAUGGACAGACAUGGCCCCAGCUCCCUACCCUAUUGCCUGUGGCCUUGAUACCAACUCAACAGCAGAAGAUGAGACAUUUUUCUAUGGCACUGUGAAGACCGGGUACACUAUUGGCCACAGCCUCUCCCUCAUUGCACUCACCAUAGCCAUGGUCAUCCUGUGUAUGUUCAGGUCCCAUGUCUUGCAGGUAGGCUGCAAGGCUGCCAUAGUGUUCUUCCAAUACUGCAUUAUGGCCAACUUCUUCUGGCUGCUGGUGGAGGGCCUCUACCUCCAUACCCUGCUCGCCAUCUCUUUCUUCUCUGAACGGAAAUACUUUUGGUGGUACAUCCUCGUUGGCUGGGGGGUUCCUGCCUUGUUCAUCACUGCAUGGGCACUCACCAGAUACUAUUUCAGCAAUGAGGGGUGCUGGGAUAUCAUUGCCCCCCCAUACUGGUGGAUCAUCAAGGCACCCAUUUUGACCUCUAUAUUGGUGAACUUCAUCUUCUUCAUUUGCAUCAUCCGAAUUCUGGUACAGAAGCUACACCCGCCAGACAUGGGGAGGAAUGAGAACAGCCAAUAUUCGAGACUGGCCAAAUCAACACUGCUGCUGAUCCCACUCUUUGGGGCACACUAUAUCAUGUUUGCCUUCUUCCCAGACAACUUCAAGAAAGAAGUGAAGCUGGUCUUUGAGCUUAUUUUGGGCUCUUUCCAGGGCUUUGUGGUGGCCAUCCUCUACUGCUUCCUCAAUGGGGAGGUCCAGGCAGAGAUCAAACGUAAAUGGCGGCGGUGGCACCUGGAACAAUUCUUGGGCUCGGACCUCAAGUACCACCACCCAUCCGUGGGCAGCAAUGGCACCAACUUCAGCACCCAGAUCUCCAUGCUGACACGGACUAGCCCCAAGGACCGACGCUCCUCCAGUUUUCAGGCUGAUUUCUCACUAGUCUGACCAGGGCACCCCUCACCCAGGGUCCCUAACUAUUCUAUAUAUCAGUGUAUUCGUCACAGCAAGGGACAGGCAAAAGGCACCCAACAUGAGAAGACUGUAAGCUGGAGGACAGCCUGCCUCAGACAAGAUGCCUCCUAGAUUCUUCCUGCUCUGUUAGAAUCCUGUGGUUGGUUUCCAGAUGCAUAGCUAGUCCACAGUCUAGAAGCUCAAAGUCCUCGGAGUUCCCCAAGCUUACCUGGGUCCUAGCCCAGAAGCCAUCCCUAUCUGGCUCCUCCAACCCAGGGAGCGGCCACAGCAGACACAAGGCCAGGGGAGAGGGAUAAGUGGGAAGGGCUCACAAACUCCUCUCCAGCCCCAGCAGGUCCUUGUGGAAACGGCUGAAUAGGAGGAGAGAACCCCCAGUCUCUGCAGAGAACCACUUCCUUCCCCUUUCACCUGGUGAGAGCAAACUGCCCUUCGGCAAAUGGAGCCCAGGCAAAGGCAGAAGUCUGCCAAGUGGCCCGUGUGUCCAUCCACGUAUGUGUGGGAAGGAGGUAGCUAAUAUGUGUGACAGAACAAGGAGGGGAAGAGGUCAACCCGUGUCCGUUAUGUGACUGAGGCAGUGGGAGGAGGCCAGAAGACGGAGACCUCCCCACAGAUCCCCACAGAGCAGGACAGUCCGUUCGCUCUCGGCUGGGCUCUUUGGGCUUCUUGCAGCUCGGACGACAGGGAGGGAUUGUGGAAGGUGGUGAACAGGCAAAUACAGUCAGAUGUCGCCUCCGGCGUGGGGAAGGAGAAAGAGUCCUAGCCUCAGAGUUGGUAGGUGUGUAACUCUGACCGGGUCCCCCCUUUUCUAGGCCUCAGCUUCUUCAUCUGUAAAUGGGCUAAUAAUAUUUGUCACCUACCUCGCAGGGCUGUUGUAAGAAGCCAGUGAAAUGAUGUAUGUGCGACCCUCACCAGCCAGAAAGUGCUAUGGAAAUAUAAGCUAUGGUUGUCACGAUCCACUUCCUUGCAGGCCUCUUCCUUGUAGGGACAGGACAGACAGAAGGAUUAUGGGGUCUUCCUGCAGGAUUUGAUAGAAAAGGAACUCCAAGAGGCACCUCUGAGAAGAUUCACCUUCCCCUCCUGGCUGGUCACAAUGCCUAACGGUCCCUCUUUAGAGCACUGCAGUCUAUAACACCUUCUCCCCACUCCCAGUCCUGCCCAGGAGGGUUCAACCAUCUUGCCCUUAGCACCUCUGAGCACAACCUUUCCUCUUGGAGGGGAGAACCUCUGGUAAGAAGGAGGACUCUGAGCCUCUACAAGACGCCAGGAAGUCAUGGCCCAUCAGAGAUAACUAAGACAUCUCUUUCUCUCCUCCACGGGAUAUGGUAGCCACACCAGGCCAUCCCUGGGCCUCUCUGGGCCUCACAAGGAAGUGCUGCUCCUCUAGAAUUGGACCCCAGACCCAAUGGACUAGGAAACAGGACUUGAAUUCUAGUCCAACGCUGGUGCUCACCUCCUACUCACCCUUGGAUAAAUCCCUUCCACUCACAGGGCUCUGCUGCGGUCAGAUGAAAUAAUGCAUGGAAAGCACUUUGCAAACCAUAACAUGUUAUACACAAGGGCAAGGGGUUGUCAUCUGGUUAUCCUUAUCAUGCCCCAAAUCCUCUGCAUGGCAGGGGUAGCCAAAAUCAGGUAUAUGAAGGAGUCGGUCAGUCAGUAAACAUUUGUUAAGUUUCUACUAUGUCUGGGGUUAGCAAAAGAGGCAAAAGGCAGUGCCCUCCAGGAGCCCACAAUCUAAUGACGGGGCUAACAUGCAGACAACUAUGUACAAACAGGACAUAUACAGGGUAAGAGGGAAGCGAUCAACAGGGGAGUCAGUUCAUGGUUCCAGGCAGUCUAAAAUAGCCGAGAUGUGCAAAGAGGUAGAAGGCAUACUGACUUGGAAAAGGAGAUUAGUCCUAGUUGUAUUACCAUGGUCUGCUGCUUGCUCCAGCAUUCAGGGCCUGGGCCUCUGGCCCAUUCUCCAACCUCCUCAGGAAACACCUACACUCCUGGCUGUACCGUGGCUGGUGGGAGGGGUAAAUCAGGGCUUGUGACUUCCUAGAGAGGAGAGAAGGAAAGCCAACAUGGGGAUGAGGAUCAUGGAGGGAGCUGCCUGUCAGAACUUGCCUCCUUGGCCCAGGCAAAUAUCAGUACCAUGUCAUGGGCUGAACCAGACCAAGGAGAAUAAAGACACUAAACCUCAUCUAUCACCCAGAAGUCAUCAAAAUAACUUGGGGAUGGAUUUGCUUAUGCCACUAAUGUUGUCAACCAUUUUCUCAAAGCAUUGGAUUUAAUGGCAUUGGAUUUUUAGAAGAUUAGAAUUCAUGCCCCUGCCUGGCCAUAUACAACCAGUAAGACUGGACAAGUUCCUUCCCCUACUUCAGCCUUCAUCUCCUCUGUAAAAUGAGGAGUCUUGACUUAUGUAAGAAUUCUCAUGACCUUAAACCCCAGACCCUAAACACCCCCCCCCCUCCAGGAGGGGAUGUGGCAAAUAUCCUCUUGGAUUAAGCCAAAGUACCAGGCUUCCUAGAGCAGAGUUCUCCCAGAACUUCCCAGGAGCUGCACUGAAGAAUAAGUAUUAGCAUGUCAACGAUCUCCUUCCUUCCUUGGAGGAAGAGCAUGAACUGUCACAUCAAAGAAACCAGUAAUUAAGCAAAGUAUUUUAGGUGCUAACUUUAAAUAAAGUCAACA
Gracilinanus agilis (Agile Gracile Mouse Opossum) is the source of this 4671-nucleotide messenger RNA. It is a transcript of the gene VIPR1, whose product is annotated as vasoactive intestinal peptide receptor 1. Gene Ontology annotation, molecular function: G protein-coupled peptide receptor activity; vasoactive intestinal polypeptide receptor activity; peptide hormone binding. Bases 1 to 1974 code for a protein of 657 amino acids. NCBI's taxonomy places the organism in Eukaryota, Metazoa, Chordata, Mammalia, Didelphimorphia, Didelphidae. The record is from RefSeq and is a predicted model, not a curated record. The transcript is spliced from 15 exons. Gene Ontology annotation, cellular component: plasma membrane. Gene Ontology annotation, biological process: adenylate cyclase-modulating G protein-coupled receptor signaling pathway; cell surface receptor signaling pathway.